Messenger RNA from Pogonomyrmex barbatus (red harvester ant), 1464 nucleotides. RefSeq lists its product as uncharacterized. The record is from RefSeq and is a predicted model, not a curated record. Gene Ontology annotation, molecular function: catalytic activity. Gene Ontology annotation, biological process: cell adhesion involved in heart morphogenesis; larval heart development. Gene Ontology annotation, cellular component: extracellular matrix. Lineage: Eukaryota; Metazoa; Arthropoda; Insecta; Hymenoptera; Formicidae.
AUGAAGAAAAUAAAUCCUGCGUUCUUAGCAUUAUCGGAGACCAGAUUGAUCGAGGAUAUUGAAGACAAUGAAGUGAACGUUUCUGGUUAUAAUAUGACUAGAUGUAAUGCUGAGAAUAGAAAUACAGGAGGCGUUGUUCUAUAUGUAAGGAAUGAUAUUAUUUACGAGACGGUGUUAGUACAAAAAUUAGAAUCGAAUUGUUGGUGUGUCGCGGUAGAAGUGAAAGAUAAAUUAUAUAAAGGAGUGAUAAUGGUAAUAUAUCACUCACCAAGCGCAUCGCACGGGGAUUUCAUGAGAUUUUUCGAGGAUAUAGUAGAGGAGUUAGUAAUAAAGGGUGAAUGCAUGGUAAUAGGAGAUUUUAAUAUAGAUCUUAUGACGGACUCGUUUUAUGCGAAGAAAUUGCAAACGGCAAUGUUAAGCUUGGGUAUGAAACAGUAUGUUAACGAACCGACGAGAAUCACGAAAGAUAGUCAAACAAUUAUAGAUCUAAUCUUCGCUAAUAGUAAUAAAAGAGUGCAAGUAAUUCAUGAACCCAAAAUUACGGACCACGCGUGGCUGGAAGUUGAGUUGAGUGUGAAUAAAAUUGAAAGUAAAUAUAGAGAAUUUAGCGUUAGGAAUUACAAAGAGUUUGAUGAAGGUGAAUUUGUUAUGUUAGUAAAAAAUAAAUUACAGGAAAGCCAGGGAUGGCAGUGUGUACGUAUGGGUGUGAGUGAGAGAGCAGAAAAAUUUGUCAAUAGUAUAGUAAAUGCAUUAGAUGUAAUGGCACCGAAGAGGAAAAUUAGAAUUCCGAAAAUAUGGGAAAGGAAAAAAUGGUUCUCAGAUGUAAUAAGAGAGGCUGCGGAUAAAAGGGAUGAGGCAUUUAGGCAAGCAGUGUACGCCGAUACAGAACAAAGCUGGUUGCAAUUUAAAAUUAAUAGGAAUGCAGUAGUAAAACUAAUCAGGACGAAAAAGAAAGAAUAUUAUGAAAAUAUGAUAGAUUUUAAUAAGGAAAAUCCUGCGACUAUGUGGAAAACUUUAAAAGAAAUUAUUAGAGGCGAGCCAGGAAUCACGGUAGAGCAUUUAGAGAAAAUUAUUAAAGGACUGCCAAAUAAGAAAGGCACGGAAGAGGAAAUAACUAGUAAUAUAUUAAAAGCAACGUUUUGCGUAAUAAAAGAGGAAUUUGUUGAUAUAAUAAAUAACUCCCUGAGAGAUGGUUGCUGUCCAGAAAGUUGGAAAACGUCUACAAUAAUACCGAUUCCAAAAGUAGAUAAAGCCAAGAAGGCGAGUGAAUUUAGGCCUAUUAAUGUGUUACCUAUAUUUGAGAAAGUGUUAGAAUUGGUAGUAAAAGAGCAAAUUGAAAGGUAUUUGGAAAAUAAUAGUAUUAUAACUGAACAUCAAUCGGGCUUUAGGAAACACUAUUCAUAUGAAACAGCGAUUCAGACUAUUGUUGACGAAUGGAAACUGAUAGUCAGUGAAAGGAGAAUG